AUGGUAGCACACAGCAGCGUAACGCCUGAGAAUGGGAUUGCAGUGGAGCUGAGAGGCCGGCUUCAGCCCUCCGUCCGGGCCGCUCUGCAGGUCCGGCCCCCCCACGGCACGGUGCAAGCCCCGCGGGACACCCACUUCCACACCUUCCGCUCCCAGGAGGACUUUGGGAUCAUCGUCCGCACUAGCGCCUUGCUGGAGAAGUGUGGCUUCUACUGGGGUCCCCUGUCGGUCAGCGCUGCUCACGAGAAACUGAAGGGCGAGCUGGUGGGGACCUUCCUCCUCCGCGACAGCCGGCAAAAAAAUUGCUUCUUCACCGUUAGCGUUAAGACGGCCUCCGGGCCCACCAGCGUCCGUGUCCUCUUCCAGUCCGGUCACUUCAGCCUGGAGGGCAGCAAAGAGGCCUUUGAUUGCCUCUUCAAACUGCUGGAACAUUACGUCAACUCGCCCCGGAAGGUCCUGGUCGCCCCACUACACAAAGAGCGCCUGCGGUCGCUGCAGGACCUCUGCCGCAAAAACAUUGUGGCGACUUUUGGGAGGGAGAAUUUGCCACACAUCCCACUCAAUCCGGUCCUGAAGACAUACCUGGAGUCCUUCCCCUUUAAAUUGUGAGCGGAGGGAGCAUUACGCCAGUGGAUGCGCCUGAGGUGCUGGAAGUGGUGCCUUGGUGGUGUGCAAUCCAGGGAGCCAAUUGUGCCCUGGGAGUGGUGGGGGAAACGGAGUCCCCGCAGUGGCGAACCGCAGGUGGCGCAGAGGCUGCCUGGGGCACUGGGCGUUGCGUCGCUGGGUGAAGACGCGAAGCAGACCCGUGGCUGGAUUGUUGUACAAGCCUAAGCACCGUCAUGAGCGCAUCUCAAUUCUGUAGCAGUUCUAUUGAAUUUGAACACUUGACUACCGAUGUUUACACAACCAAUGGACUGUUUGCACAAACUGAGGCCCUCAGAAGCCUUGUCAGUCAUUUUCUGCUAUGCAGAAACACUUUUGUUACUUUAUAUCUAUUUUUUCUAAAAGCUAAUAAUAAACCUUAUUAUAAAGGUUCUUUUUCUA
This is a messenger RNA of Protobothrops mucrosquamatus (brown spotted pit viper), 1044 nucleotides long. RefSeq names its product suppressor of cytokine signaling 1 (gene SOCS1). The transcript has a single exon. Lineage: Eukaryota; Metazoa; Chordata; Lepidosauria; Squamata; Viperidae. Gene Ontology annotation, cellular component: phosphatidylinositol 3-kinase complex. The record is from RefSeq and is a predicted model, not a curated record. Gene Ontology annotation, biological process: intracellular signal transduction; phosphatidylinositol phosphate biosynthetic process. Bases 1 to 609 code for a protein of 202 amino acids. Gene Ontology annotation, molecular function: 1-phosphatidylinositol-3-kinase regulator activity.